UCUUUGUUUUUAGUCUUUGGGAAAACAUUUUGACUUUCAACCUUCGGGGGUCACAGAAGAAAAUGGAUGCCAAAGUAGAUGUUGUCAGGAGAGAAGUAAUCAAACCUGCUGCAGGUGCACCCCAUGAUCGCCUUCAACUCUCCCUCGUCGAUCUCUCCUGUCCAGCAGUUUACGUUGGAACAAUCUUCUUCUACAAAGCCAUUCCCGGAGAGUCGCCGGAGAUCAUCUCGAGAAGGCUGAGGAACUCUCUAUCGGAGACUCUGACACGUUUCUAUCCCCUGGCUGGACGAAUUGAUGGCGUCUCAGUCAACUGCAACGACGAAGGAGCACUGUUCACUGAAGCGCGCACCGAUCACCUCCUCUCCGACUUCCUAAAAAACAACCUCGAUAACACUGAAUCUCUUGGAUUAUUCCUCCCCUCAGUCGCACCUGGUGAAUCUGCAGGAACAUGGCCAUUGUUGAGUGUUAUGGUCAGUUUCUUUGGAUCCGGGUCCGGAGCUGCGGUCACUGUGUCCAUAUCUCACAAAAUAUGUGACGCGGCCUCCUUGUUGACUUUCGUCCAAGGCUGGGCCGCUACAAUGAAAGGUGCAAUAUCUAAUGACAUGGCGUUGACUAUUCCUAACUUUGUAGGAAGUACCAUUUACCCUCCUCCCCAUACCUCUUUCCAGUCUCCUUCAGUUGAUGACCUUUUAGAGUUUAGAGGAAAAUGCGUUACCAAUAGGCUUGUCUUCAAAUCCUCUAAGAUCGCUGCGCUUAAAUGCAAGGCCGCUAGCGAAAGCCUACUUGUGCCUACACGUGUGGAAGCCAUCAUGUCACUUAUCUGGAUAUGCGCAACAAAGGCAUCACGGUCUAACUCAGUCUCUCCAAAGUCAACGCUGAUGACUCAAGCCAUGGACUUGCGGCUUAGGAUCCCCACUAAUGUUUUGCCCAAAAACGCCAUGGGCAACCUGCAAUCCGCAUUCUUUCUCAAGAUAGAUGCAGAGAGCCCGAUGGAUAUUGGAGAAAUCGUUGUCCAGUUUAGAAAGGCCAAAGAAGGGAUCAAUGAUAUGAUUGAAGAGAAUCUCCAAGGCUAUCAUACUGAUAGUACCGUCGUCACCACUAGCACUUUGGGUCAGAACUUGUUAGGUGUGCUGCAGAAGUUUAUGACAGGGUUAACACCGGACAUAGACAUGUACGGAAUGUCUAGCUGGUGCAAAAAGCCUUUCUACGAGGUUGACUUCGGAUGGGGUAAUCCGGUAUGGAUUGGAUCCGCUUCCCAUACCAUCUGCGACAACCUAGUGUAUGUGUUGUUAUUGGAUUCCAAGGAUGGUGAAGAUGUAGAAGCUUGGGUAGGCCUACCUAAACAAGACAUGCCCGUCUUCGUUCGUGACCCAGACUUGCUUACUUACGCCGUCGUAAAUCCCCCAGUUCUGAUCUAAUCAAGUUUGGUCAUUACUCAUCAUACUCUGCUUUGUAUUAAUAAAUGUUUGGCUUUUGCGUUUUGCUGUUAUUGUUUAUAUUAAGAAUCAUUUCCAUUUGCAUGCUACUCGAUGUAUUUGUGGCUUUCAUCUUGUUUCUGCUCUAUAUGCUUUAUUUAAAACGUUUGUGUUUGACAUCUUCUUGCAUUUCCAGUUACUAUUAACGACUUAAU
Eruca vesicaria subsp. sativa (arugula) is the source of this 1630-nucleotide messenger RNA. NCBI's taxonomy places the organism in Eukaryota, Viridiplantae, Streptophyta, Magnoliopsida, Brassicales, Brassicaceae. The record is from the annotation of a GenBank genome assembly.